Molecule: messenger RNA, 3890 nt
Organism: Toxoplasma gondii ME49
Lineage: Eukaryota; Apicomplexa; Conoidasida; Eucoccidiorida; Sarcocystidae
Product: KRUF family protein
Exons: 6
Coding region: 153-2663 (836 amino acids)
Source: RefSeq, a predicted model, not a curated record
GUUGAUUUACAGGAUCCCACCGACAAGGUAUCGCAGCCUCACCCAGAUCUGAGGGAGGGGCGGCUUCGGGGAGGUCGGCUGUCGGGGGACUAGGCCUUGCCCGAAUUGUUACGGUGUCAGGCCGUGGAACCCUGACACUCGGAGAGCUUGCGAUGGAGCAGUUCAGGAGGCGGGCGAUGGAGGUGCGAGAGAAAUGGGAGAACGAGGAGCGCUACGUGAGGAGGAAUGUUGGGCGUGUCAUCGUAAAUCAGUCCUCCCGUCCUACUCUCUCACGAGUGCAGAAGUGGACGGCAUGUGCAAGACACCGGUUUCGAAUGCGAUCAGUUGCACGGCUGCGGGAGGCCGCACGACUGGAGUCUAUGGCAAGCGAAAUUGCUGCAAAGCUGCUAGCAGCAGGCGUCGAUCUCUCGCACGUCCCAGGCGGCGCCUCGCUGACACCCGGAGCGAGCGAUCAGGGCCCGCGGGUUGGCGGCGACGCAGCCGCACCAGGUACGUCAAGUGCCGGUGCACCCCCAAAAAUGGCCAUGCAAUUGUACGUGCGUUUGGGUGUUGCCGCGCUGAGGAAGGAAGCGAACGAGCUCGAGGAGCUGUUGGCUAACAAGGAUUUGAAUGUCGAACAACUGGUCGCGGAGCGCAUGGCUACCAGCCUCACUCCAAAUCCCCCUGAUGCACUUCUGCAUCAGUUGCGGAAUCACGCAAGGGGGGUGCACGCUAAACAAGCGACCCGCCGGAGAGAGAGAGCAGCGACUCUUCGGGCCCAGGCAGAUAUAUGGGAGGGCCGUCUGGCCUCAGGUGACUUGACGCAGCAGGAUCCCGAUGAGGGCUCCUCCUCCAGGGAAACAGCACCCCAACCAGCAUCGAAAUCGGACACUACACAAGGCCGACGAGCCGGCCGCCGCCGUGGACGUCAACAGGGGCAAGACGCAGGCGAGGGCACCGCAGCUACUGGCCCGAGUGCCCCGUCUGUGAGCAGCGCGUCGCCCAUGUCCCGCCUGGAGGGCUCACUAAGGGGUACACUGCUCGGGAGCAGUGUUCCGCUUCCAGGAAGGGGGAAUGUUGCCUACGCCAAACUUGCAGCUGACAAGCUGCGACUAGAGGCGGAGUCUAUGCUCACCAAAUGGGGGUCGCUCGAGGUUUACGUGAGAGGACGGAUUGCCGAUCGAAUGCUGGAAGAGAACAAUCGGAGUCCUAGUGUGGCUGAAGUCCGGUCCUGGUUGCGUCGGGCUCGGCAAAGGUACUACCGUUGGGGAGCACACCGCACGCAACAAGCUGCUGAGUUGCGCAACAGAGCCGGAUAUCUAGACACACAGACGCCAGCAGAGGGCGACUUCCUACGAAGCCCCCAGGAGACGCCCACUCAUCGACCUCCUUCCUCUACUGAUCUGCCAGGUGAUGAAUCGGAAGGAGUCUCAAGCGGAUUUCCACCCAGGCCGGCACCACGGGCGCCUGACCUUACGUUUGCGGACCUUGCCAUUUCGAACUUAAGGAGAGAGGCAAGGAUAAUAGAAGCCGCAUGGAGCCAUGGAGAAUGUUUUUAUGUUGCCCAGCAAGCCGCCCUUCGCAUGGUGCGAGAGAACGAUCCCUCACCUGGGCCGCUCACACAGCGAGAGUGGGCGUACAAUGAUAGAAAGGUCUUCCGUGCCGAAGUUAUGGUUCAACAGCAAAGGGCUCGAGAUCUGAGGGAUAAGGCGAACGCCCUGGAACAGGAGCUUCGCACCCUGCUCUCGUCGGCAUCGGGGCAAGUCCCAGAACCGCUGCGCGAAUCCGGAUCGACUGUAGAUCCAUCAGCGGAGCAGUCCGUCGAGCGUCCGUCAGGAAAAAGGAAACAGAAACGGAAACACCUGUAUCAUAGCAGUGCCGAGAGCGCCGGCGAAGGCCCAUCCAGCGGCGGUGCUAUGCUUCCGGCGCUGCCCCUUUGGUUGACCCCAGUCUCGGCGGUGCGCCUUGGGACUCGUCAACGGGACCCCAGCAAUCCGCCUGUCGCUGUCGGGCCUUCUCCUGGAUCGUCGUCACCUGAGCAGCACUUGCCGGCUGCAAGACGCUCCCAAAGAGGAUCUGGUCCAUCGUCAUCAACACGUGAACAUCCGCCACCGGCAACUGGCGGCCCGCUGCCGCAACGAUAUACGCCAGUACCCACCACAACACCUCCGUACCCCGCCGACGUCGAGCGUGGCCUUGGUGACCCCACACCGCCCCACCCCAAAAAGCGACGGCUCCUUGAAUUUCUGUCUGAUACAGCCAGACUCGAAAAAACUCCACCGGGACACCGCCGGCCGCUUGGGCGUCUCGCGCUGACGUCAACAGCGAGCCACAUGGCGUCAAGCUCCCAAAUGGCCUCAGGCCCACCGCAAGUGCCUAUUCUAGCAGGGACACAUGGUAGACUGUCUGGGAGCGGCGGCGACAUCAUUCCGUCUUUGUCUCUGCCGCUCAAGAAGCGCCCACUGCGGGGACCUGCAGUUCCCCGCCACGCAGCGGCCGCCGCUGCCACGCCUCUUGUCCGGCAGCCCCCUUUCCGCUCGGGAUCGCUCGCGAGUGCGGGCACUACAUCUGGAACGCCAUCCCAGCCACCAUCUUCCAUGGAGCCGUCAGCACCUGUGUCGGCGCCUGCAGGUGACCCAGGUGUAGAACCGCGUGGACAGCUUCGCCCUCCAGAUCCCCGCUGAUGCCUUGUCUCAUGCACUGCAAUCAGAGCAUCAGUGAUGAGCCGGGUACAAGGAUGUGAGCAGGCGGUUGGCAUGCGACAUACCUGCGUCGACCCGAAAUCCUGAUAUGCAUAUCAUGCGGGAUCCUCGCCUCGAUUUCGGACUACAUAGAAGAUGGUGACCGAGGCUGCCUGGAAAGACAGACCGUUCGGUUGCCGGCGUUGGACACGAGACGAUGUAACGUCGCCAGUGUUUUCCCGCCCGCUCCACGUAACAGCAUCGCCACAUUAGUCACUAGUCCUCUCAUCCCCAUGACGUACAUGCGUGCGCCGAACACGCGUGUCUUCUUCAUCUAAUACUUUGCAGAAACACGUCUAUCGAUUUCUCUACAUUGGCUUGCGGAUGGGUAAAAGGCCGGAUAUACGCCAGACUGACGCCGGUCUGUUGUUCCCGUUCGUGAUGAGCCAUUUGUCGCGGUGGUCCGUGACUAUUCGCCCUUGCGCCUCACGCCGGGUCAACCAGCUUUAUCGCAUGUGCCACAGACAUCGAGUCGGGGAGAUGCACUUUUCCAUUCGGUCUUGAUGGCCGCGCCUCUCGUAUGUGGUGCGAUGGAUAAAAGACUCCAAUGACUCUAGGAAAGGGAAUACGUUUGUUUGCUCUCGAGUGGGGUGGGCCAGUUGGCAGGGCAACACGCUCUACCAGUGUCAUACCACAGUCUCGUCCAGGAUCCGUAUUCACGCCAACACAAUGAUCUGCGCACAUGCCGCAGAUAUCCAUGAAGCCGACAUAGAUGUUAUCGAACAUGCGUAUUUGCGCAUGCCGACUACACCGACACCUAGACCUACCGCACCCUGCGACACAGCCGACCUGCAGCAGCGCAGGAGUACUCAUGUCGCCCCUCCGCAGCGCAUGAGUACUCGUGUCGCCCUCCAGCCGAACAACCAUUCCUGAAUGCUCGUCCAAGUGGCUACAUCGCUCGAGCGAACACUUCGCAAUUUGAGGACAGGAGUGCCUGUGACGUUCGACAAUGGUGACGGCGGCAGUGUUCCGCCAAAUGUUCAUCGCGCUCCCUGGUGCGCUGGUGAACGGAGACCUGCCUGUCACUCAGUUGUGCGGCAAGCACUGGAGCGCCGAAAUGCAUAUGGUGAUCUCAAGGCACCUUCGGGCCCAGGCAACAGACGAGGCUGAUCAUGGUGACGAUAAGAUCUGUGCGGUCCUAAAACGUAGAGCUCUGGAGCCACACGCUGC